Molecule: messenger RNA, 753 nt
Organism: Aureobasidium melanogenum CBS 110374
Lineage: Eukaryota; Fungi; Ascomycota; Dothideomycetes; Dothideales; Saccotheciaceae
Product: alpha/beta-hydrolase
Exons: 1
Coding region: 1-753 (250 amino acids)
Source: RefSeq, a predicted model, not a curated record
AUGUUCGGCACAACCACAAACUCGAAGCCCACGGUCAUUUUCGUGACAGGAGCAUGGCACAAACCUCAUCUUUACGCAGGCCUUCUUGAGGAUCUCAGGAAGAUCAGCUUCCCUGUUGUAGCACCCUCCCUUCCAUCUGUCGGCGGAACUUGCGAAAAUUUUGAUGACGAUGUCCACGUCGUCCGCAAAGCCAUCGCCGAUGAGAUAUCUCAGGGACAUGAGAUUGUUAUGCUGAUGCACUCAUACGGUGGCCUGGUGGGCAGCGAAGCAGUCCAAGGCUAUUCGAAGCAAGAAGUGCCCAGAGGAGGCGGUGUGGUCAAGAUGAUCUACAUGGCUGCGUUUGCGCUCGAGGUUGGACGCAGUUUGAUGGACGCAUUGAACAACAAACCGCUACCAUGGUGGCAAUCGGCAAACGAGAAACAAUGGCAAGCCACGAACUCGACCUACGUCUUCUACAACGAUGUGGACCCCCAGAUGGCGGAAACGUGUGUUGGUCAGCUGGAUCUGCAAGCAAAAGGAAGCUUCGAAAGCAAGCAGACAUAUGCUGCAUGGAAGUACAUCGAUUCGACGUUCAUUGUCUGCUCACGUGACAAUGCGAUUCCGAAGGAGGCGCAGAUUGCCAUGGCAAAUCAACCUGGAGGCAGGUUUACGAUCGAAUAUCUGGAUGCUGGUCAUAGUCCGUUCUUGUCGGUACCGCAUCAAACGGUCGAAAUGGUUCGCAAGACAAUCUGGGAACCGGGGACCCGCUCAUAG